Messenger RNA from Raphanus sativus (radish), 762 nucleotides. Its product is annotated as ubiquitin-conjugating enzyme E2 36-like. Gene Ontology annotation, cellular component: nucleus. Lineage: Eukaryota; Viridiplantae; Streptophyta; Magnoliopsida; Brassicales; Brassicaceae. Gene Ontology annotation, biological process: protein K63-linked ubiquitination; DNA damage tolerance. The transcript has 8 exons. Gene Ontology annotation, molecular function: ubiquitin conjugating enzyme activity. The record is from RefSeq and is a predicted model, not a curated record. Bases 126 to 587 code for a protein of 153 amino acids.
CAUUAAUCUGACCGACGACGACGACGACGACGACGAAGUGUUCUCGAUUCUCGGCGUGCGGAAUCUUCUUUCCCGAAACCCUAACUCUUAUCGAUCGAUCGAUCGAGCUUUAGUAGCGAGCGAUAAUGGCCAACAGUAAUCUUCCCCGAAGAAUCAUCAAGGAAACUCAACGUCUGCUCAGUGAACCUGCUCCUGGGAUAAGUGCGUCUCCAUCUGAGGAAAACAUGCGUUACUUCAACGUUAUGGUUCUUGGUCCUUCACAAUCACCUUAUGAAGGAGGUGUUUUCAAGUUGGAGCUCUUUUUGCCUGAAGAAUACCCUAUGUCAGCCCCCAAGGUUAGGUUUCUCACCAAGAUAUACCAUCCUAACAUUGAUAAGCUUGGGAGAAUUUGUCUUGAUAUUCUGAAAGACAAAUGGAGCCCUGCUCUACAAAUACGAACAGUGCUUUUAAGUAUCCAAGCUCUGCUGAGUGCACCAAACCCUGAUGAUCCCUUGUCCGAGAACAUCGCUAAGCAUUGGAAGAGUAAUGAGGCAGAAGCUGUGGAGACAGCUAAGGAAUGGACCCGUCUUUACGCAAGUGGCGAAUGAUGCAGUGUCUAGCUCAUCCAAAUAACAUUACAUUUGGUUAAAUCUUAUCCUUUGCUGGUUCUUCCUCCUCAUUACGAAGUUGUAAUCUCUCUGAAUGAUUGUAUCAUUAACUAAUACAGUCAAGACAUUUACUAGUUGCAUUCCAAACGAAAUAAGAUAAAAGGCCAUUGUAUUA